AUGGGAUCAGCAAAGUCCAAGCCUGGCAUCAGUGCAGAAGAAAGAUGGGCUGCUCUCCCAAACUUCUGCAAGCACUACUUUGAGUACCUUUCCACCAAGGGAGGGUUUGUGUUGACGGCUGAGCAACGUGUGAAGAUUGCAAACUUGACAUUAACAAGUGCAAUAGAUUGCCCGGGUUGUGCCUCUUUGCCCAAAGAGGCCUGCCUGCCACCUGGCAUUAACCUCUACAAGAAUAUCGAGGGACUUGAUGCUGAAUGCCACAGUGAUGUUUUUGCCCACAUGGUGCAUUCCAUUGUCAAUCAUCAGACACGCAUUUUCAAGGAUCCUGCUUGGUAUGAUACAACUAUGGAAAGGCUAAAGGAAUCCAACCUGCUGGAUGAGGCACGGAUGAUGCAGGAAGGAAUGACCUCUGAGCAGCAAAAGGAGUUUCUCUACUAUGGCCUGUUUGCUGAGAUUGUUUUAGUCGCCACAUGUGUUCAUGGGCUUCACAUGAUCACAAUCAUGAAAGGGGAAGCCCCUCCAACGCCAAUUGUUGCUGCAAAGGAUGCCACUCGUCCAAGUUACUUUGAUUGGUCCAAGGUUUUCCAUAAAGGCAAGACAGCCACGCACAACACACGCCUAGCAACCACGCCCUAUGUCUCUAAGGCCAACAUUGAUACUAACAGUCCCCACUUCAAGGAGCUCAUUCCAGACGACAAGGAACGCGCCCUGCUCUUUAAUCUGGGCAUGGUUCCUUUUACUCCAUUUCUUGCCAUUACUUGGAGCCCAGUAGACUUUGGCUGGGCAGAGCAGCUUACAUCCAAUUUUAAUGUUGCUACUGAAAGCUUCACUGAUCCCCAUAAUCCUUUGGAUCCAAAAGCUCGAUGUUCUGACCAUUUCUUCCGCCGUGAUGUGGAGGUCUUGGCUGUGGCUCGGGGUUCCUACAAUAUGGCCCCUGAGGCACGGGAAGAGUUGUUGGAGAAGUUUGCCAAAUCUGCUACAUCUCGUCCUUUGGAUCGCAAUGCCAUUGCCAAAGUGCGAGAGGAAGUCCUGAAGGAGCUGGGACCGGAGGUCCUGGUGGAAGCAUGUGGUGUGGUGGGAACCUUUGAGUGCGUUACAAAGUUUGUAGAUGCAUCAGGCAAGAAAGUGCCAUCAUCCACAAUUCGAAGCACUGGUGCCUUUAUUAUGAGUACUCGAAAUGCGUUCCACAACUUUUCGUUUUCGUGGUUGUCCAGCAAGUAG
Molecule: messenger RNA, 1221 nt
Organism: Seminavis robusta
Lineage: Eukaryota; Bacillariophyta; Bacillariophyceae; Naviculales; Naviculaceae
Source: the annotation of a GenBank genome assembly